AUGAUAACAAGUCAAGUUUUAAGUGAGGAAGAUAACACUCAAGUUGAACAAGAAUUUCGGACUUCAUUAGCACAAAUGGAUAAUUACAUCAAAAAUUUGGAAGAACAGUUCACUGAUACCAAGUCGUCCGAGGCAAAAAUUCAAGCACUACUGACUGAACCUACGAGUCUUGAUCAAUGUGGGACUAGAAGAACCAAUCUUGAAAAGGUAAGACAAUUGCUGAUUGAAAAGAUUGAUGAAUUCAAGAUCAAAGAAGUAGAUAGUGAGGAUAAAUGGUUUAGAAAGAUGGAUGCAAUGGUGGCUUGGUUCAAUCUUACAAGAAACAAUUCACUACAAAUUCAGAUUCUAGGUAAAAAACUGGAUCACUACAUUGCAAAGGUGGAUCAAGAAUUGCAUGUAUUAGAGAAUGCAUCCUCCCUGAGGAGAGAAAUUCAUAUAGAUCGAGAACAAGCCGAGACUUUGAAACUUACUCUCCAAUCUUGUGAUAGAAGGAACGAUCUUGAAGUGCGAUCAUUGGUUGCUUAUGCCAACCAAUGGCUCAAUGAUCAAAAGAUACAGAGUGUUGAAAGCGGAGACAAAAAAGGCAACAAUUUCUCGGUACUUGUUGUCCAUGAUAGUCGUAAUCUUCGCGAAACCCGCCAGAGGCUCUUGGUGUUGCUUGGGUAUCAAAAGAAGCUUCAAAUGGAUGUUUCAGUGGCCAAAAAUGGAAAAGAAGCUGUUUGUCUUCAUCUUGCUGGGGCUUCUUUUGAUAUGAUUCUAAUGGAUGACCUAAUGCCCUUCAUGAAUGGACUUGAGACAAUAAAGAUGUUACGCAAGAUCGGUGUUGAAAGCCAGAUUGUCGGUGUCACUCAUGAAUUUAAGCGAGUAGCUUUCAUGGACUCAGGCUCAGACAGCUGCAUUAUAAAGCCACUGACUCUUGAAAAGCUCGCUGCUGUCUUCAGCUGA
Molecule: messenger RNA, 945 nt
Organism: Dovyalis caffra
Lineage: Eukaryota; Viridiplantae; Streptophyta; Magnoliopsida; Malpighiales; Salicaceae
Source: the annotation of a GenBank genome assembly